UGUCAAGGUGAAGGACGCGAAAAUGGAAAAACAGAAAUGACACAAAAAUUAAUAUACACAGAUUUUUAUGCUUAUUAAACAAUGACUGAAAAAGAAUUCGCCACAUCAGACAAUGUUGUAGAGUCAACAGGCAACUCAAUUGAUGCAUUAAUUCAGGCAAGUUCUAUGAUACAAGAUGACAACAGAGAUAACCCAUCACCAUGCCAGACAAGUUUUGAAGAACAAAGGGAACUAGAUCGUUCAUAUAUACAUGUACAACAAAAUGAAGAAAAACAACAGUCACCACAAUCAACACAGAGUUCGUCACCACAGAACUUGUCGCAUGACACUGGUUAUCAAAACAGCGAUGCAAGUUUUGAAGACAGUCGAAUUGGAUAUGAUUCCAUUAAAAUGGAUGAUGGGGAAAAUAAUGACGAUUUCCCAUACCAGUACAUGGACUCGUCACCUGAGAAUGUUUUAGAUAUGAGAACAGGUUCACCAAAUAGAUUCUACAAAUGCAGAUUUUGUCCAUUUACAGCAAGUACAUAUACACAACUUCAACUUCAUAUGCCUAAACAUGGAGGUGUGAAGGCAUUGAAAUGUUCAUUAUGUGACUAUACAACUAAUGACAAAAGCAAUUUUCGUCGCCAUAGGAGAUUACAUAUGGGCAGCAAUCCUGUUAAUGUACUAAAGUGUAGUAAAUGUGCCUACACAACCAUUCUCCCAAGAAAAUUUCGUGAUCACUGCUUACAAGCUCAUAAUGACAGAAUUGAACCAGCAAGAGUGCAUCAUUUUGAAACAUCGCCAUACCAACCACCAAGUUUUCACCAAACCCCGUUGCAAAUUGAUACCUUGGAUCUCAGUGCUCAUGGUCAGCCAUCACCAUCAAAUUCAAACAUGACAGCAACUAAUGCAUUGCAUUCAUUACUAUCAGGCAUCCAUCCAACACAAUUAUCGUAUCGACCACAAAACAAUCCAACAUUACAAACCCAAUGUCUCAAUCAAUUUAGCAAUUAUGUACCACAAGUUCAACGUCAAACCGAAGAAAAUCACAUGGCAUCAAACUACUUAAGAUCUAUUGUCUCAUCCAUUAUGAACACCAACAUGCCACCGAGGGUGCCUGUCACAAGUACCAUGACCUCAUCUGGUUAUUUUCUACCUAGAACUACUGAGGUACAUGGUGAAUGUCAGUCCUCAUGUUUAUCAUCAAAUUACCAAAGUACUUUACCAAGCUCAAGACAAGUAAAAGUAAAAAUAGAACCCCGAGAUUAUGAUGAAGCUACUGAUUUACAUGUGUCAAGUUCCGGUCCUCCCUACAGAGGACCAAAGGAUCUGUCACAUCGGAUAAACAUGCAACCCUACCAACAAAGACUUGUUGAAACAUUUGAGAAUAAUUCACAAAAUGAGUCAUCAAACUGCAUGGACAGCAUCAGAACAAAUUCUACUGAUUCAUCAUCAUCGCAACAGGAAGUUAGAUCAAGUGCAGACAAUGUUGUCAAUACAACAGUCAAAUCAGAAACUACAACAAUAGGUGUGCAAUGCGGACUUCACAAAUCUGAUUCAUUAAUAGAAAUUUCACAAAUUCAACCGAGUGUGGACUGUGGUAUUCAGUGUGAACUGAUGCAUCAGUCAAGGGUGGUAGCAGCUGAAUGUCCAGUCAAAGAAAACACUUGCGGUCACUGUGGCAUCACAUUUGAUGAUGAAGUUUUGUAUUCUAUUCAUAUAGGGUGCCAUAGCCACACUGACCCAUUUGUGUGUAAUGUGUGCGGGAAACAGUGCUCUAAUAAAUACGGCUUUUACUCUCAUAUAAUGAGAGGACAUCACUAUUAAGUCAAGAAAACAUUAUGUUGUGUUUCUGGCAAUAGAUGUAAUUACAAACCUAAAAAUAAAUAUCAGUCAUUUUGACUGUUUUUUUAACUGCAGCAUCCCAUUUUUGUUAGUAUGGAAACCAAUAGAAACCUAGGGUUUAAUAUUUCCGAUCUGUAUUUUUUAUUGCUAGAGAUUUCUUCUUUUUUCCCUCUAUUAAAUAAGUAUUAUACAAAGGAAAAGUCAUAACACAAGUUUUUCUGUUGAAAUCAAAUUAUUAGUUUUGACAUUUAAUGCUGACAAUAACCAGUUCCAAUUUGGAAUGUCUUAAAAGAAUGAAAUUUUAUCAUGUUUAUAUACAAUAUUAUUUGCAAUAAAAACAAUUUAGCCAUUAUUUAGAAAUAACAUGAGGAAUCCAACACUUCAAAAGAGUGUGUAACUUGGAAAUGUCAGACACCAUUGACAAAGCUUGUCUGAAUUAUAUAUAAUAGGAAAUGCCUGAGGGUGUUACAAGGGAAAUAAAUAUCUUGCAUUCUUUUUGUUUGAUGUUUAACGAUUACAUCGAUACAUUCAAAAAAAAUUUAAAUUCGGGAAAUGAUGCGUAUAUGCUGUCUCAACCAGGAGUUUGGGUGAGUCAGAAAUAUUUCAGUCCAUAUAGAAACCACAGGGUGAGAAAACAGGGUCUGUUGGGGAACUUGAAACACAACAUUUAUUUUUGCUUUAAAUGCUGCUUUAUGUGGAGUUAUCUUUUUCAACUUUAAUGUUAUACAAAUUUAUUACAUGUUUUAGAAAUUUAUUUUUUUUAUUUGAAAUAUACAUUGUACCUUUAUUUUUAUUUUUAUCUAGAAAAUUUAUGACUAUGUAUUACAAUUAAAAAAAUAUAAAACUUUAAAAAAAAA
Molecule: messenger RNA, 2684 nt
Organism: Mytilus californianus (California mussel)
Lineage: Eukaryota; Metazoa; Mollusca; Bivalvia; Mytilida; Mytilidae
Product: zinc finger protein Pegasus-like
Exons: 3
Coding region: 82-1809 (575 amino acids)
Biological process (GO): regulation of transcription by RNA polymerase II
Cellular component (GO): nucleus
Molecular function (GO): RNA polymerase II cis-regulatory region sequence-specific DNA binding; DNA-binding transcription activator activity, RNA polymerase II-specific
Source: RefSeq, a predicted model, not a curated record